AUUGAUUAAAUUUUAUUGUUUGGUUAAUAAAUUUGUUAUUUUGUUAUCAUUGAUAUAAGUCAAGAAUAGUCAGAGAAAGUUGGUUAAGAAUAAAAAAGAUAAUUACCUGCCCUUUCUAACCCAGAAAAUGUGUUUCAAUUAUAAUAACAUUUAACGAAGAAAAAGAAACAAUUAUUUUUAUUCCAUAUUUGUAAACAUUUUCAAUAAUCAAAUUAAAAAGUUAUCAAAAUGGAUUUGUUAGGUUCUAUUUUAAAUUCAAUGGAUAAACCUCCUAGUUUAAGCGAAAAACAAAAAACAUUAAUAAGAAGACAAAAGGAAGAAGUUGAAAAACGACAAAAAGUUGAAAAAGAAAAGCUAAGAAAGUUUAAAGAAAAUGUAGAAGAAAGAAUUAAUAAACAUUUUGAAGAUAAAUAUAAUAUUGAUAUGAAAUUUGAACCAAUGGAUAAAAUCCAACGCACUAUUGUUCAUGACCUAGCAGAAUCUGCAGGUUUUUUAUCAUAUGCAUUUGGUGAGGAUGGUGUUGAUCGACAUGUACGUAUUUAUCGUAAAGAGAAUCCACCAUGUGACGAUGAAUUGUCUGCACGACGUAGAGGAGAAGAAUGGAAUGAUGAAAUAAAGCAACAUGUUAUGGAAAGAAGAGAACAAGAGAAACGAAAUCAAGCAAUAGAAAGACGUCGAAAACCUGAAAUAAUAAUGCCGAAUUCAAAUUAUAAGGAUAAAUAUGCUCAUUUAAUUGGACAAGAUUCUGCAUUGGAAGCAGCUAAGAAAACCGAAACAAAUAAAACUUAUGGUUUUGUUCCCAGCGAAAAUAAAAAAGAUAUUCGAUCAAUCGAACAAACAAUGGCCGAUAUUCAAGCUAAAAAACGUUUGAAAACUGACCAUAAUUCAACGUCUAAAUAAUUUUCGCUUUAGUUUUUUUUAUGGAUGUUAUAUUUUUCGAAAUGUUACACUGUAAUCGCUAAUUCUCUCUAGUUAUCUUUUUUUAAGAAUAUUAUUUUUAGAUAAACGGGUAACAAAAAAUUAUAAUAACUAAAAUUGCUUGAAUUCUAUUUUGGAUUGUUAAAUCUAGGUUAGAGAUGACUACUCUAGAUAGAUAGUAGCUUUUCUUUAGGUAAAUAAUGCUAUACUUAUUCUUAAUCUUUGAAAAUAAAUAACCUAAUUUAAUUUUGAAUGAAAGUAUUUUUCUGGCAGAUACUCUUUUUGUCAAGAGAUGAAUACAGUUUUAUAUUUUAAGAAGAAAGGUUCAUCAAAUCACCAAUUUUGUCAAAUUUAGUAUAAAUAAAAUAUAAAAAAAUCAAAUGAAACGUAUUUGUCUUCAUCCGUUAGAUGUAAUUUAAUAUUCUACGCGUUCAAAUAGGCCUGCCACUUAAAAGUUCCGAGAAGUCGGGAAAUAGUGAAAUUAUAUUACUCGAAUCAUCGAACUGUGCGAUAUUUUUUAUUUUUAGUACAUACAGUUUUUCUCGAACUAAAAAUUUAAAUAAAUCCCCUUCCAAUAAUUUAAAAUGAAAGCUGCUCAGAACUGUCGAAUUUACCUGAUUAUGAAACAAAUAAUAAAAAAAAUAUCCUUAUUUACUGAACUGAAAAACUACACGAUUUCUGAAGUCUCUCGAUCAAAUUUGCAGAGGUGAUAACCCUACGUUAAAAGCAUGCAAAAUAUAAUAAAAGAGUCUUCGUUCAUGUAUGCCGUAUUUUCUUCUUAAGUGCCCACUACCCGACUCACGGUUAUGGAGCUCUAUGGUGUUCCGUUGAUAAUAUAACUUUGUUGUGUUUUGUGAAAAUCUUAUUUUAACACAAUAGUGGAAGCGAUGGGAAAGCAUACAUAAUUACAUACAUUCAUUCAUUAAACUUAUACUGAACACAGUGUUACACGUUUGACUUCUUUCAAACGAAGUAUCUGUUCGUGGGGGGUGGUGAAAAUCUGAAAUAGGCUCCCUAACUGAAAAGCGAAGCAUUUCGAUGGAUAAUAAGGAUGUAUGAACCGUUAGUAUGCAUAUAAAACAAAAUUCACAAUGAGAUGUGAGAAUCGAUAAACUAUUCCUUCGACCUUCGCGACCGCAUCGUUGAGUGUGUAAAUUUACGCUCAACGAUUAACUAAUUAAUGUUUAAACUGAACAAUUAUUAAAAGUUUCGACUAGAAUGGAAUUUUUAAAAGCUCU
Chrysoperla carnea is the source of this 2156-nucleotide messenger RNA. RefSeq names its product sperm-associated antigen 7. The coding region runs from base 229 to 900 and encodes 223 amino acids. The record is from RefSeq and is a predicted model, not a curated record. The transcript is spliced from 5 exons. Lineage: Eukaryota; Metazoa; Arthropoda; Insecta; Neuroptera; Chrysopidae. Gene Ontology annotation, molecular function: nucleic acid binding.